AUGGCGGCAAUUUCUAUUGACGACUUUGAUUUCAUACAAAUGGUGAUUCAUGAUGUCCACGGAUUACCUAAGGGACGAAUGUUGGCCAAAAGAAGAAUGGCGGGUAUUAUCAAAGAUGGACAUGGAAUCUACGGGGGGAUAUGUUACCGCGGCAUCCUUGGCGAACUUCCUACUCAUUCUGACUUUUGUGACAAAAUAAGCUACGGAAAUAAACUUUUGAAACCCGAUCUGUCAACGCUGAGGCCUUGUCCCAAGUUAGGACAAGGUAAAUACACGGUCGGCCAAGUUCUAUGUCGGCUAGAGGAGUUGGAUGGUUCACUGGACACAACAACCCCACGCACAGCAGCAGAAAUUCAGAUAGAACGACUUCAAAACGAGCUGGGUCUGACAGUCAGAUCUGCUUUUGAAGUAGAGUUCAACAUACGAGAGACUAAAAGCAAACAGUACUACGGCCAUGUUGUCAACUGGGCAGCUACCAAUGUUAUAGAAGGUUGUCAAGAUUUACUAUUUGACAUGGUGCACGAGAUGGGGAAGCGAGGUGUUCACAUAGACUCCCUCCAGACAGAAUACGGGCCAGGUCAGUACGAGGUUACGCUGGAUAUUGAAGAAGGAAUUCAGGCAGCAGACAAUACUAUAGAAUUAAAGAAUACUCUGAAAACAUUCAUGAAAUCCAGAGGCUACGAUGCAACGUUUAUGACAAGAAUUGAUCCGUCUUUAGAAGGUAGUAACGCUCUUCACUGGAACCAUUCCUUAUGGACAGCAUCCGGCCUAAAUGCCUUUCUGGACAACAGCAAACCGAAUAAACUAUCCGAGCUAGGCUGUCACUGGCUGGCUGGGUUGAUAGAGCAUGCACCAGCGAUGAGAGCAUUUUGUGUUCCAACUGUCAACUGUUACAGGGAAAUAGGACAGAUAUGUGCACCUUUAUUUGCCAACUGGAGCCGUGAUGGACGACUGGCCUCCUUCAGACUCAAGGUAGAAGGUGAGAACAACGUGUACAUUGAGAACAGACUUCCAACCAGCGCUUCUAACCCUUACCUUGUUCUAGCAUGCUCACUGGCUGCCGGCAUUGAUGGAGUCAAGAGAAAACUUGCACUGCAGGCUUUAGAAGCUGAUACUGUUCUGACUGAAGCAGUCGGGAGUAAACUUGUAGAGUACUUCAUUAACUGCAAAAGAACGUCGGAGCUUCGAGAGUUUGCAGCAUUUGGAGACGUGACUGACGAUGAGCUCUUGAAAAAAGAACAUGAGUAUUACUUUGAAAACGCUUAA
Messenger RNA from Candidula unifasciata, 1266 nucleotides. The record is from the annotation of a GenBank genome assembly. NCBI's taxonomy places the organism in Eukaryota, Metazoa, Mollusca, Gastropoda, Stylommatophora, Geomitridae.